Vicia villosa (hairy vetch) is the source of this 1539-nucleotide messenger RNA. RefSeq lists its product as uncharacterized. The transcript has 4 exons. NCBI's taxonomy places the organism in Eukaryota, Viridiplantae, Streptophyta, Magnoliopsida, Fabales, Fabaceae. Bases 1 to 1539 code for a protein of 512 amino acids. The record is from RefSeq and is a predicted model, not a curated record.
AUGAAGCAUAUGGUCACUGAUCUAGAGUUUGCUAAUAUUUUCACAAAGGGCUUAGAUGUUCCCCUAGUUUUCAAAAGGAUUCUUCAGUUGCCGUCUUUCUACAACAACUAUCGUGUGCUCUCUAGUUGCUCUUCCUCCACCGAGUAUUGCUCAAGAUUCACUCUCUUCAUCAAGAUGUCUCAACAAUCGUCUUCCUUCUCUCCCAAAGAAGGGUAUCCUCUCAAUGUGCAUGACACUGCUACAAGCACUGAUAUGACUAACCCUAAUGAGGUUCUGAAUGUUGCACCUUUGAGAAUGGUGCAUGUUGAUGAAACGAAGGUAGGGAAACUACGCACUCCACAUGUACGGAAACCAAAGGAGGAUGUUCGCGGCAGAACCACCAAUCCCUCAUCUUCCACUCCUCGUGAGGAUUUAACAAAGGAAGGAUCAAGGUAUAUUCACAAAGCCAUUGCUAAAAUUGUCACUCGUAUCUUGGAUGAACAACAUCAAGUACCUGGGAUAUAUGAUGUCAAUGACAUUGGGAAUAUUGGUGCUGAUGCUGGUACAUGUACUGCUACAAGAACAGUCUCACAUGUUAUGGAUCUUGAUGACUUUUCUAAUAAUGAUCUGGUAGCUGCUGUGAACCCUGGCUUAACUAAGAGGCUUAUGACUAUGAGAAAAGGAAAGGCUGUUGUACAAAGUUCUCCAAAGAGUAAGGUUACUUCUAGAGGUCCCUCUACUGACUUUAUCAGGAAGAAAAGUACCUCUACAGGUCCCAUAAAGAGCAGAGUUGUGUCUCAAAGUGUUUCUGUUGGUCCAACCAAAUCCUGGAGCAAAGUUAUUCCCAAGAAAAGGAAGGCUCAAGCUAUAGUUGACUCUGACUCCGAUGUUGAUGUUGAUGCUCAAGAAAUUCCACUAAGGAAGAAACCAACAACUAGCAAGCUGGCUGCUAGUGUUCCUGAGGUACCCAUUGAUAAUAUCUCUUUUCAUUAUCCUUCCAGUGUCAACAGGUGGAAAUAUGUUUACCACAAGAGGUUAGCUUUGGAAAGGGAGUUGGCUAAGAAUGUCCUUGAGAAUAAAGAAAUCAUGGACCUAUUUCAUGAAGCUGGACUAUUGAAAAUUGUUGUCUAUGUGCCUACAUGUUAUGAAAUGCUGGUUAAAGAGUUCAUUGUGAAUUUAUCAGAAAACUGUGCUGAUAGAAAAUCAAAGGAUUUUAGAAAAAUAUAUGUCAGAGGAAAAUGUGUUACCUUCUCCUCCACUGUUAUCAAUAACUUUCUUGGAAGAUCUGAUGAAGCUCAACCCGAGCUGAAAGUGACUGACAACAAAAUAUGUGAGGUUAUCACGGCUAAGAAGGUGGAAAUAUGUAAGGAGCUAGAGUCCAGAAAACUGGAUCUUGAAAUAUUGAUCAGCUCCCUUGAGAUGGAUGGAGGAGCUAAGUUUGCUGAUACUGAUAUGGAUGAACAGGGUGAAGAGGAAGGUGAAUCAGAUAGAGAGAUUGAGAAAGAAGCCAGUCCUCAUGAUGGCACUGAUGAACUCAGCACCUCUGAGCCUGAAGGCUGA